Molecule: messenger RNA, 1785 nt
Organism: Durio zibethinus
Lineage: Eukaryota; Viridiplantae; Streptophyta; Magnoliopsida; Malvales; Malvaceae
Product: putative vacuolar membrane protein YML018C
Cellular component (GO): membrane
Source: RefSeq, a predicted model, not a curated record
GAAUAUAAAAAUUAUUAUGUCUUGUAUUCAUGCGCGGAAUACAAAUUAUAUAUAUAUAUUUUUUAUUAAUCAGCAGUCAGCAUCUAGUUUUUAUAAUGUUAGCAUUUAAUGUAAAAUGGCGGAGAAAAUGAGUCAUGAAAGAAAGAAGGAAACGUGUGUAGAAUAGAAAUAUCAAAGGGAAGCAAAAAAAAAAAAAAAAGGAAAUUACUAGCCAAAAGACGGAAAAAGGAAUUGAACCGAGUCAAAUUAUUAACAACGGAAAACUUGCCAUUUUGACGCAAAAAGAAAGUAGUAUCUAAUCCAUGUCCGUCCCUCUCUUUUCUUAAUAAGAAUUUUUUUGGCUUUUCUUAUUUACAAGAACAAUAAUCCUCUCCCACCUCUUUGGCUACUUACCAGCCGCCCCACAAUUCUUUCUCUUUUCCUUAAGCUUCAACAUUGAAGCCUACGCCAUCUUGGAUCUUAUUUUAACGUGUCGGUGGCGGGUCGACAGCCAAGAAAACCUGCUUAAAGAUCUGGUUCAAACAGUUAGAUCUUUGAAAUUCCGGUGGUUUUUCUGCAUCUGGGUCUUUUCUCAUUUCUAAUGGGUUGGAGAUAUAAGGCUGGCUUGUUCUUGAUAGCCACUGUUGUUGUCAUUUGGGUAACCUCUGCAGAAGUAACACAGGAUAUCUUUACUGACUAUAAGCAGCCAUUUGCGGUUACAUAUCUUGGAGCUUCGCUUAUGGUAAUUUACCUUCCAAUAGCAUUUAUGAAGGAUUGGCUAUGUAACUUGCUAAGACGUCGAUCUUCUAAAACUGUUAAAGAUAUAGAGAGCAUAGAUGAGACUUCCAUUGAACUUAAUUCUCCUCUAAGGCACAAAAUAUAUGAAAUGGAACUUCAAGGGACUUCGGCUAGGAAUGGCAGUGAUGCAGAUCUUUCACCUCACAUAGAGGGAAAGUCGUUGGUUACUAAAAACAAAGAUGAAGUGCACUUUCUGAAACAGGAAAAAGAACUUACCACAAGGGAGAUUGCUACCUUUGGAUUUUAUAUUGCUCCCAUCUGGUUUGUAACAGAGUAUUUAUCAAAUGCUGCUCUUGCACGUACAAGUGUAGCAAGUACAACGGUGCUGUCCUCUACUUCAGGACUUUUUACUCUUUUUAUUGGUGCUUUUCUGGGCCAAGAUUCAUUGAAUGUAGCAAAGGUGGUUGCCGUCUUUGUCAGCAUGGCCGGUGUCGCCAUGACCACUCUGGGAAAAACUUGGGCUGCCGACGAUUCAAUAGGUUCUUCUUCCAAUGGGAAACGCUCUCUCGUUGGUGAUCUUUUUGGCCUCCUCUCAGCCAUGUCAUAUGGGCUAUUUACAGUGCUGCUUAAAAAGUUUGCUGGUGAGGAAGGAGAAAGGGUUGAUGUUCAAAAGUUGUUUGGAUACAUAGGACUCUUUACACUUGUAGCGCUAUGGUGGCUUGUUUGGCCAUUGACAGCCUUGGGGAUAGAACCCAAAUUUACAAUUCCACACUCUGCUAAAUUGGAUGAAGUAGUUCUUGCGAAUGGCUUUUUUGGAAGUGUCCUCUCUGACUACUUCUGGGCUUUAUGUGUUGUGUGGACAACUCCUCUAGUAGCCACAUUGGGCAUGUCACUUACCAUCCCUCUUGCAAUGAUGGCCGACAUGGUCCUUCACGGCCGUCAUUACUCAGCAAUUUACAUUCUUGGUUCAGCUCAGGUGUUUGCUGGAUUCGUAAUAGCCAAUCUUUCAGACUGGUUCUCAAGAAAGUUGGGAUUGUAGCAUUUGUGGAAAUCCUAUAGCUGAAUUAG